UGGGGCAGUGUUUGGGGGGUGACCCCGGGACUCCCGAGCGUUUUGGGGGGGGCGAAGCCUCCCGGUGACCCCGCCCAGCCCCCGGUGCGCGGCCAAAAGCGGCGGGAGCGGAGCGGGAGGAGCCGAGCGGCCGGUGAGUGCCGAAGCGAGGCAAGCGACCAGUGAGUGCCGAACCGAAUCGAGCCGAGCCGAGCCGAGCAGCCGCGAUGGCUGAGGAGCUCAGUGAGCUGCUGAGGGAGUUCGACGAGGUCAUGGAGGACUUUGAGCGGGGCCCUGUGAGUCAGUACCAGCAGCACCUGCAGGAGCUGAAGAGGAAAGCGGGACAGAGUGUGUAUGACAGUGGCAUCGAUGAGCUGGAGAGUGCCAGCACGUCCCCAGGAAGCAGCCUCAGCUCCAGUGAGGAGCACCUCAACACCCCAGCUGACACUUACCCCACCAAAGCAAAGCUUGGAGACACGCAGGAGCUGGAGGAGUUCAUCGCAGACCUGGAUAAAGCCUUGGAGGAGAUGUGAGCCGUGGAGUCUGCAAGGAGCAGCCCCAGCCCUAAGUGUCCCUGCUGCUGCCUCUGCUUCUGCACCCCAGCUGGGGAGGGGACAGCUCCUGGGCCAUGCUGGGGACAGGGACGCCCAUCCUGGGCACGGAUCCAGCUGUGGGACCACGGUGCAAAGCCCUGCCAGCGCCAGGAGAGGACAGCCCUGGAUGGGCACUGGGGACCCAAGGGGUUUGUGGGGAGCUGGGCCACUCUUGAAGCCCCAGCAUGGUUUUGGGGCAGAUCAGCUUGCAGGACUCUUGCAGGAAUCUGCCGCUGCUGACCCUUGCUCUGCAUGGGGAGCCCCAAAUCGGGCCCCUCUCUGCCCCCCAAGUGCCUCUGUCCCAGCUGCUGCUGUAAAUACUGUAACAAAGAUAUUUUGUGCUGUACAGAGGGGACGUGGUUCUGUGAACACGAUUUUAAAGCUC
Catharus ustulatus (Swainson's thrush) is the source of this 957-nucleotide messenger RNA. Its product is annotated as regulator of cell cycle RGCC-like. Bases 207 to 512 code for a protein of 101 amino acids. Gene Ontology annotation, molecular function: protein kinase activator activity; protein kinase binding. NCBI's taxonomy places the organism in Eukaryota, Metazoa, Chordata, Aves, Passeriformes, Turdidae. Gene Ontology annotation, biological process: regulation of cell cycle. The transcript has 5 exons. Gene Ontology annotation, cellular component: cytoplasm. The record is from RefSeq and is a predicted model, not a curated record.